CGCGUCCUUGAAGCGUGAAACUCGAUCUCCUCGGAGAAAGAGAUAGAGAGAGAGCCCCCCCCCCCUUCCGGAUUCGAAAGAAGAAGAAGAAGAAUUGGUGAUCGGAUUGGAUUCGAUAACUCGCGAGAUAACUUCGUUCGAUCGGUGCGUCGUCGAGGCAUAGGAUUCUUCGAGACUAAAAAGAUUGGGCAGAAAGGGAGAGUUAGAGAGAGAGAGAAAGAGAGAGAGAAAGAGAGUGAGAAAGAGAGUGAAAUAAAUUAUCAUCUCGUCCGAUACGCGAUCACGGGACAGAUCGGGAUCCGGAAGCGCUUACGACGAGGAUGAGGUCCUCGCUUGUGCUGCUGUUCCUGGCGGCCAUUGUUCUCGCCGAGGGCUCGAAUCGCGUGAAGCGGCAAGAGGAUAAAAAGGAGGAGAGCUUCGAGAGCGAGAUCUGCAAGGACAAGGAUGCGGGCGAAUGGUUCAGACUGGUGGCAGGGGAGGGUGACAAUUGCAGGGACGUGAUCCAGUGCACGAGUUCCGGGCUGCAGGCGAUCAGGUGCCCGGCUGGACUGUACUUCGACAUCGACAAGCAGACCUGCGACUGGAAGGACUCGGUGAACAACUGCAAGCUGAAGAACAAGGAGAGGAAGGCGAAGCCUCUUCUGUACACCGAGGAGCCGCUCUGCCAGGACGGCUACCUCGCUUGCGGCGACGGUUCUUGCAUCGAGAGGGGCCUCUUCUGCAACGGGGAGAAGGAUUGCACCGAUGGAUCGGACGAAAAUAUCUGCGACAUGGACAACGACCCGAACAGAGCGCCACCCUGCGACCCGUCCGUGUGCGUCCUUCCAGAUUGCUUCUGCUCCGAGGACGGCACCACGAUCCCCGGCGAUCUGCCCCCCAAGGACGUGCCGCAGAUGAUCACGAUCACGUUCGAUGACGCCAUCAACAACAAUAAUAUCGGCCUUUACAAAGAGAUCUUCAACGGGAAACGCAAGAACCCGAACGGUUGCGACAUCAAGGCCACCUUCUUCGUCUCUCACAAGUACACCAACUACUCGGCCGUCCAGGAAAUGCACAGGAAAGGACACGAGAUCGCCGUUCACUCCAUCUCUGUUUCAAGUCACAACGACGAUGAGCGUUUCUGGUCGGACGCCACGGUGGACGACUGGGCUAAGGAAAUGGCGGGGAUGAGGAUCAUCGCCGAGAAAUUCGCCAAUUUGACGGACAACAGCGUGGUCGGCGUGAGGGCCCCUUACCUCAGAGUGGGCGGGAACAACCAGUUCACCAUGAUGGAGGAGCAAGCGUUCCUCUACGACUCCACCAUCACAGCGGCCCUCAACAACCCUCCGCUCUGGCCCUACACGAUGUACUUCAGAAUGCCGCACCGUUGCCACGGCAACCUUCAACAUUGCCCCACCAGGUCGCACGCCGUUUGGGAGAUGGUGAUGAACGAGCUGGAUCGUCGCGAGGAUCCCCAAAACGACGAGUACCUGCCCGGCUGCGCAAUGGUGGACUCGUGCAGCAACAUCCUGACAGGUGACCAAUUCUACAACUUCCUCAACCACAACUUCGACCGCCACUACGAGCAGAACAGGGCCCCGUUGGGCCUCUACUUCCACGCCGCCUGGCUCAAGAACAAUCCCGAGUUCUUGGACGCGUUCCUAUACUGGAUAGACGAGGUUCUAUCUAACCACAACGACGUUUAUUUCGUUACGAUGACCCAGGUGAUCCAAUGGAUCCAGAAUCCCCGCACGAUAACGGAGUCGAAGAGUUUCGAGCCGUGGAAGGAGAAGUGCGUGGUAGACGGGCCGCCCGCUUGCUGGGUACCCCACACUUGCAAGCUCACCUCGAAAGAGGUCCCAGGGGAGACCAUCAAUCUUCAGACAUGCGUCCGUUGCCCCAACAAUUAUCCGUGGGUGAACGAUCCGACCGGUGACGGGUUCUUCUAGAGAUCCUCUAGAGCCCUCUUCCAGGCCCCGUUCCUCCUCCUCCUCCUCCUUUUUUUAUUUUCCUCUCUCUCUCUCUCUCUCUCUCUAAGUCAAAAAGAAAAAAAAAAAAAAAGAACCUCCCUCUUGCCGCCUCUCGAGGGCGGCGCUUCCCACUCGUCCUUUCCCCUACCCUAUCCAUCUGCCUUGCUCGGUCCUUGAUCGUCCUACAUCCGAAUUCGAGUUCGUACGGACGAAAUCCUCGGUGGGAUAAUUCUUUCCUUUUCUUUCUUCUUUUUUUCUUUUUCUUUUCUUUUUUUUUUUUUUUUUUUCGUCCAAUACACAGGGUAAUUUUUGUGCAAGAAGAAUUGUGAAUUGUAUAAUACGGGGGGGGAGGGGGGAGGGGGGAGGGGAUGCGUGCAACACGGACAGGGUUGGAGAAGGGUCGUGGAUUAAAGUAUUAAUAAGUAAGGGGACGAUGUGAAGGCAAGCUUAAAGUCGAAUCAACGAUCUGUGAUAAGUUUCGAACGGUUUCGAGAUUCGGCGACCAUUUUUUUUUUUUAUUCUCUUUACUAUUAUUAUUGUUGUUGUUAUUAUUCUCUCUCUCUCUAUCUCUCUCCUCUUCUCUUCUCUCCCAACUAGACGACGAUUUCUAUCUGUCAUCUUUGAAAUCUAUCUUGGAAAGAGAGAGAGAGAGAGAGAGAGAGAUCGCGAGGAGCGAUAAAAAAGAGAGAAAGAAACAAGGGCAAAAGAAAAAUGUAAGAAUAGAAGGUGGAAAAAAUAGGUGUGUAAUAUAAACGACGUGUCCCUGAAAGGAAAAAAAAGAAAAAACAACUUGUCGGAGACAGAUGAGUAACGGUGGAUAAUGGAAGGAUUUGUUUGAAGGGGGAGGGGGGUCUUUCUGCGUGACUCCGUGGCGAAAAAGAAAAAAAAAAAAAAAAAGAAAGAAAAAAGAAAGAAAAAAAAAUAUAUACAUCGACGACCGCCAAAAACAGACGACCCGUGAAGAAAUCAACGACCGGCGGACAUACCCUUAUUUUUCUAAGGGUAUCGAGUCAAAUCUUUUAUAUAUAUAUAAAUAAAUAAAUAAAUAAAUAUAUAUAUAUAUAUAAAUAUAAAUAA
Molecule: messenger RNA, 3026 nt
Organism: Apis laboriosa (Himalayan honeybee)
Lineage: Eukaryota; Metazoa; Arthropoda; Insecta; Hymenoptera; Apidae
Gene: serp
Product: chitin deacetylase 1
Exons: 5
Coding region: 321-1928 (535 amino acids)
Biological process (GO): carbohydrate metabolic process
Cellular component (GO): extracellular region
Molecular function (GO): hydrolase activity, acting on carbon-nitrogen (but not peptide) bonds; chitin binding; protein binding
Source: RefSeq, a predicted model, not a curated record